CGCACCAAGCCGGGCCGGGGGCGCUGCAGGAGGCUCGGCCCACUGGGGACCUCGGAGGCGAGCGUGGGCGUGAUGAGCCAGGUGCUGGGCAAGCCGCAGCCGCAGGGUGAGGACGGCGGCGACGACGAGGAGGAGGAUGAGCUGGUGGGGCUGGCGGGCUACGAGGACGGGCCCGAGUCCUCGGACACCGAGCUGGACAGCGGUCCGGAGGAGGGAGUUCUGGACUUCAGCGACCCCUUCAGCACUGAGGUGAAGCCCAGAAUCCUGCUGAUGGGUCUCAGGAGGAGCGGCAAGUCGUCCAUACAGAAAGUCGUCUUUCACAAAAUGUCCCCGAGUGAGACGCUGUUCCUGGAGAGCACCAACAAGAUCUGCAGGGAAGACGUCUCCAACAGCUCCUUCGUUAACUUCCAGAUCUGGGACUUCCCAGGGCAGAUUGACUUUUUUGACCCUACAUUUGACUAUGAGAUGAUCUUCCGGGGAACAGGAGCCCUGAUCUUUGUCAUCGACUCCCAGGAUGACUAUAUGGAAGCACUGGCCAGGCUCCACCUCACAGUGACCAGGGCCUACAAAGUGAACACUGAUAUCAACUUUGAGGUGUUUAUUCAUAAAGUGGAUGGUCUGUCAGACGAUCACAAAAUUGAAACCCAAAGGGAUAUUCACCAGAGGGCAAACGAUGACCUUGCGGAUGCUGGAUUAGAAAAAAUUCACCUGAGCUUCUACCUGACAAGCAUAUAUGAUCACUCCAUAUUUGAAGCCUUUAGUAAAGUGGUACAGAAACUGAUCCCACAGCUCCCGACGCUGGAGAACCUGCUGAACAUCUUCAUCUCGAACUCUGGAAUUGAAAAAGCGUUUCUGUUCGAUGUGGUCAGUAAGAUUUAUAUUGCGACUGACAGUACUCCAGUGGACAUGCAGACGUACGAGCUCUGCUGUGACAUGAUAGAUGUGGUGAUUGACAUCUCUUGUAUUUAUGGUCUCAAAGAAGACGGAGCAGGAGCCCCAUAUGACAAGGAGUCAACGGCCAUUAUAAAGCUGAAUAACACAACAGUUCUUUAUUUAAAAGAGGUGACAAAGUUCUUGGCGCUCGUUUGCUUUGUCAGAGAGGAAAGCUUUGAAAGAAAAGGGCUCAUAGACUAUAAUUUUCACUGUUUCCGGAAGGCCAUCCAUGAAGUUUUUGAGGUGAGAAUGAAAAUGGUGAAAUCUCGAAAGGCCCAGAGUCGGCUACACAAGAAGAAAGGACCCACUGCUAAUGGAACCCCUCGAGUGUUGCUGUAGGGGAACGGCAACGCCUGAAUCCAGACCUCAGUGAUGGGACGGCAC
Messenger RNA from Acomys russatus (golden spiny mouse), 1317 nucleotides. RefSeq names its product Ras related GTP binding D (gene Rragd). Gene Ontology annotation, biological process: cellular response to starvation; cellular response to amino acid stimulus; positive regulation of TOR signaling. Lineage: Eukaryota; Metazoa; Chordata; Mammalia; Rodentia; Muridae. The record is from RefSeq and is a predicted model, not a curated record. The coding region runs from base 73 to 1272 and encodes 399 amino acids. Gene Ontology annotation, cellular component: nucleus; lysosome; Gtr1-Gtr2 GTPase complex. The transcript has 7 exons. Gene Ontology annotation, molecular function: GTPase activity; GTP binding.